AUGGAUCCUGGACGAAGAGCUAUGUUGGAAGGCCGCGCACCUCGGGCAAGAGAUAUCACAUCUCCACGUCGCGACGAAACCAAUCGAAUUACCAAACCACAACGACCAGCAGGCAACUCCAGUUCCAGACCUUAUCGAAACAACCAGAGUCUCGAAGACGAACAAUCAAAGAAAUGGGUAGCAGAAGAGGAUACUUUUGUUCUAAAACAAGCAAAGAAGAAGGCAGAUAUUCGAGUUAGAGAAGGACGAGCGAAACCAAUUGAUUGGCUAGCAGUUAUUCUUCGAGUGAUAGAUCCCGAUAGAGAUCUCCUUGACGCCGAUGAAGAAGAGGUUCAGUUAGAUGUGGUAGAUCCAGAGGGUAUUUUCGAAGGUCUUAACGAUGCGCAACUAGGAGAAUUGGAAGCCGACAUUAAUUCUUACAUUGCUUUGGAGAACAACAAAAAGAACCAGGAUUAUUGGAAGACGAUGCAAAUCAUUUGCAAUGAUCGUCGCCAGAAAUUAAAGCCUCUGGGUCCUGAUGAACGUGCUGUAAGCUCUGUUGCUGCAGAUGUGGACAAACUUCUGGGACCAAAAACGUAUGGGCAACUCGAAAGUUUGGAAGGGCAAAUUAGAGCAAAGCUCCGCUCGAACGAACCAAUAGAUACAGAUUACUGGGAACAACUCUUGAAGAGUUUAUUGAUCUGGAAGGCAAAGGCUAAAUUAAAGAAGGUAUAUCAAUCUGUGCUGGAUGCUCGACUUGACGCCUUACGAAAAGAACAAAAGGAAGCUGCAGAAGGUGUUCAAAAGAAGUUACAAGAACUGUUAUCUGGUCCAGCACCAGUGGUUGAAGAAGGGUCUGACAGACAAAAUUCAAUCGCCGCGCAAACACCUCGUCGUCAGCCUCACUUUGUCUAUUCAGAGAAGCACGACCCGGAACCGUUACUCAAACUACGGACUGAAGACAAAUCAGGCGAGAUUGUUGACGAAUCUGAUUUCCUCAAAAAGGUCGUGGCAGAGCGGCGCAAAGUCUUAAAGUUAGGUUAUGUACCUUCACGUCCAGUUGCCUCCGAAAAGAGUCUGCCCAGCUCUGUCAGCAAACCAAGCACAUCUAUCAGCAAUGCACCUCCAGGGACACAGCGCUUUUCCGCUGUAGUCACUGAAGAUUUCUCUCAAGCUACAAAAGCAUUGUACGACAGAGAGGUGGCACGGGGUGUGAAUGAGAAUGAGGAAAUCUUCGCGGCGGAGGAAAGCCUUACAACGACUUCGGCUCCUCAAUGGGCAGACAAAUACAGGCCAAGAAAACCGCGUUAUUUCAAUCGAGUGCAAAUGGGCUACGAGUGGAACAAAUACAAUCAAACCCAUUACGAUCAUGAUAAUCCUCCACCAAAAGUCGUCCAAGGUUACAAAUUUAACAUAUUUUAUCCGGAUCUCAUAGACAAAGCUAAGGCUCCAACAUUUCGAAUUAUUCGUGAACAUGGUCGAAAGAGAGGAGAGUCAUUUGCAGCUGCUGGAGAGGAGGAUACAUGUCUGAUUCGCUUCAUAGCUGGACCCCCUUAUGAGGAUAUUGCCUUCCGUAUUGUUGAUAAAGAAUGGGAUUAUUCUGCGAAAAGGGAUCGUGGCUUUCGUAGUAGUUUCGACAAGGGUAUUCUUCAGUUACACUUCCAGUUCAAAAAGAUAUUCCAAUACUAUCUGGAUACAUUGGAGUUUCGCAGACAUCAAUGUGGUGGAAGUUCUUCUUAG
Messenger RNA from Sclerotinia sclerotiorum 1980 UF-70, 1719 nucleotides. RefSeq lists its product as hypothetical. Lineage: Eukaryota; Fungi; Ascomycota; Leotiomycetes; Helotiales; Sclerotiniaceae. Gene Ontology annotation, molecular function: protein binding. The record is from RefSeq and is a predicted model, not a curated record. The transcript is spliced from 3 exons. Bases 1 to 1719 code for a protein of 572 amino acids. Gene Ontology annotation, biological process: mRNA cis splicing, via spliceosome. Gene Ontology annotation, cellular component: cytoplasm; spliceosomal complex.